Messenger RNA from Exophiala aquamarina CBS 119918, 297 nucleotides. RefSeq lists its product as uncharacterized. The coding region runs from base 1 to 297 and encodes 98 amino acids. Lineage: Eukaryota; Fungi; Ascomycota; Eurotiomycetes; Chaetothyriales; Herpotrichiellaceae. The record is from RefSeq and is a predicted model, not a curated record. The transcript has a single exon.
AUGGUCAAGAAGAUCCACGUUGCUACCCGGGAAAAUCCGAUCGUUAAUCGAUUGAAUAAGACGCGAGAGGAGAGGUUUCCAGAUCUCCGGGCAGAGAGAGAAGCAAACCAAAGGGAGAAACGCAAAGUAGAGAGGCUCGAACGGGAGCAGCAGAAGGCUCGGGAUCGAGAGGAGAAGAAGAAACGGGAGGAGCUUCGGUACCAAAAGGAUCAUGCAUAUGACGACCUGAUGCGGGAGGAGAACAUGGUGAGCAACGAGGAUCGGGGCUCUCACUUCUACGACGACGACUUCAUGUGA